UGAAGGUUAAUGUUUUAACACUGCUAUGUUAUGGCUUGUUCUUAGCCUCUGUAAGCAGCAUGUUGCUUUGGCACUUUUUUACUUACAGAGGUCCACUUGAUGUUCAACCAAUUUCCUCAGGCAGAAGUGAUGAAGCUGCCAUCUAUCUAUCAAAACUUAAACAAAAUCCUGUAAACAGCAAGGACCGUGGCAUUAUUGACAAACUAUUAGCAAAUUACAGUCAAACGUGGGUAAAGCAGGACAAGAACUUUAUAUCAUUCAGGUCAUUGCUUGGCAGCAGCUGCAAUGCUAUUUCCAAUGCAGUGGUUACACAGGACAACUCACCUGUUGGGACAAACAUUACAUUUGAUGGGGAACAAAAAAGGAUAAUGGUGGUGACACCAGACCUGUUCAAUUUAUUUCCCAAGGAAAACCCAUUCAAAGGAGCACCGUGGCAGUCAUGUGCUGUGGUGGGCAAUGGAGGCAUCUUAGCCAACAGCAGCUGUGGAAAACAAAUCAACUCUGCUACUUAUGUUAUCAGGUGCAAUCUUCCUCCAGUAAGCAAUGGACAUGAGAAAGACACAGGAACUAAAACAAACCUUGUUACAGCCAACCCUACCCUCCUCUUUAGAAGGUACCAAUCGCUAACUGAGCGCCGACGAUCGUUUGUGGAGGACGUGCAGUUGUAUGGAAACGCAUUAAUCUUCCUGCCUGCUUUCUCAUUUGGGAUGAACACAGCUGUGUCCCUGCGUGCCCUCUACUCACUGGAAGACCACAGUAGCAGCGGCCCACGUGUUGUCUUUUUUAACCCAAGUUACCUGAAAAGUCUGGCCCACUUUUGGCGUGGCCAGGGACUUCGUGAAGUACGCCUCAGCACAGGUAUCAUGAUGGCCAGCUUGGCACUAGAGCUCUGCAAUAUUGUUCAUUUGUACGGCUUCUGGCCCUUUGAAUCACACCCAUACACCUACCAGCAGCUCAGCAACCAUUAUUAUGAUAACCAACCAGUACACAAAGGAAUGCAUUCGAUGCCAGCUGAGUUUGAAGCCUUGUUGAACCUCCAUAACAAGGGCGUGAUCCAUCUGCACCUAGGGGAGUGCACAAAUUAAACUACACUUUAUGGCCAAAAGGUGGUGGACAUUUGACAUCUAUAUGUUUUUUUUUAUUUUUUUACAUUCUAUGUUUGUCGUUAUUUAGUGAGAUCAGGCACUGAUUUAAGGUGUGGAGGCCUGGGGUGCAGCCAGUCUUGAAGGUUCUGUGAGAGGAAACUUUUAAAGCUAAAGCAUACAAAGACAUCUUGUAUCAUUUUGUGCUUCCAACUUUGUGGCAAUAGUUUCACAAAGCACACAUAUGGGUUUAAUAGUCAUGUGUCUACAAAUUUUGAGCCAUAUUGUAUAUGCGGAGGAGCUACUUUUAAACUGUACCAUAAGCUCAUGUAGUGUAUUAUUCAGCGGGUAAAUAGAUGGCAUUAUCUAUCAGAGUUAGAUGUGUUCCAAAAAAUUGAUUGUACAAUUUUGUUAUUCCUAAAUUGUUAAAAGUUUGUUUUAUCCUUCUUUUUCUUUUUCUUCUUAUUAUUAUUGUACAACAUUUUUCAACUUCAAAGAUGUCCUGUGUAACCUACUGGCAAACUUUCUGUCUUUGGCUGAAGUUACUGUAACUAAAUUUUUAAAACAAAUGACAAAACAAACUAACAAACAAUCAACAAUGUUUUUGUAUUACAGACUUUACAUUAGAGAAAAUGUUCAGGAAAAUUAUCCAAUGAGAAUAAUAUACUGCUACAUUACGCAGCAGUAUAUUAUAAUUAUUGUCCUUUAAGAUGUUUUAUCAAUUAUUAUACACAAAAGCUUCAGAGUGGCACAACACAACAUCAUUUCCCCUAUCAUUCAUGGA
Messenger RNA from Clarias gariepinus (North African catfish), 1866 nucleotides. Its product is annotated as alpha-2,8-sialyltransferase 8F-like. The coding region runs from base 60 to 1085 and encodes 341 amino acids. The record is from RefSeq and is a predicted model, not a curated record. The transcript has 8 exons. Gene Ontology annotation, molecular function: alpha-N-acetylneuraminate alpha-2,8-sialyltransferase activity. NCBI's taxonomy places the organism in Eukaryota, Metazoa, Chordata, Actinopteri, Siluriformes, Clariidae. Gene Ontology annotation, biological process: N-glycan processing; oligosaccharide metabolic process.